Molecule: messenger RNA, 462 nt
Organism: Fulvia fulva
Lineage: Eukaryota; Fungi; Ascomycota; Dothideomycetes; Mycosphaerellales; Mycosphaerellaceae
Exons: 1
Coding region: 1-462 (153 amino acids)
Source: RefSeq, a predicted model, not a curated record
AUGCUGAACGUUUGGGCCAGCUGGCUUGGCACCAAGGGGUAUUUUCCGCCACAAGGUCACAGCAAACCGAACAGACCGAAUCAUAUAACCACAUCUUCACUCACCAACACACCAAACCAUAAACCCAACAAGUCGAAGACCCAUCUCACCAUGGGCAACAAAUUCAGCACCGAGCAAAAGACCAACAUCAUCGCCGAAGCUCGCAAACUCGUCAAGAGUGGCCGUGAUAGCUUUCCGCUCCCAGAACCACAGCCCUCGCACGCGAGCUAUCUGGAGGGACGAGCCUACCCGUUGCUCGCAGAUCUUGAGACGCAACUCGGCAAGAAGAACCCCGACUUCGAGAAGAUGCAGGACAAGUGUGAGCAGAUGGCAGGGGUAUUGGCGAGUCCGGAUCUGAAGACUUUCUACGAGGUACUGUUCGCGAGUGAUCCGGCAGUAAAGGCGAGAGCAAGGGGGAAUUAA